AUGAUCCAUGAGUCGAAGGGUGUUGAUGUGAAAAAGUCAUACGUACGCGUCAAGUACGCUGGCAAGGAACUUCGUACGCCCGCGAAGAAGACUGUCGGAGACACGGCCAUCUAUCAACACGACAUCUCCUUGCCUUUGGAUGCUGAAGCCAUGGAGUUGGAGAUUAUGGAAGACAAGAUGGGACCCGAUGCUUUCAUGGCACAGGGCGCUAUCCUGUUGCAGACUACCACCGCCAAUAAGUACAACGGCUGGGUUGUACUCGAGGGAAAACACAAGAGCGCCAUUAACCCCGCCGUGCGAAUCUCCUACACGAUUGAAGGUGUCUGUGGCUUAGGAGUGUAUGUUCAAGCAGACGUAGAGCAUCAAUGCGAGUUGCGGUUGUCUAUGCUUGUCAAACCAAAUGGUCCCUUGGACGGAGCUCUUGCACACCACGACGACUCCUCCAACUAUAUUCCGCUGUUUUUUGCGGAAACGACUUUAUUCCGUUUUUGUUCAGCGCUCGACCGAUUGGUCUGGGUUACAGUACCACUAAUAAUCCCAGCACUGGUUAUCCCGGCACUGGCCAAGGCGUUAGCACUGGAUAUCCCGCAAACAGUCCCACUGGUGGGUAUCCCAACGGCACCGCCGGCGGCUAUCACAUUCAUGGCGGCCCUCCAUCCCACGGCACCAACCAAGGCGGGUAUCCGUCCCGUGGACCCGGCCAAGGCGGCUUCCCGAGCAAUGGUACAAACCAAGGCGGGUAUCCGUCCCGUGGACCCAGCCAAGGCGGCUUCCCGAGCAAUGGUACGAACCAAGGCGGGUAUCCGUCCCGUGGACCCAGCCAAGGCGGCUUCCCGAGCAAUGGUACAAACCAAGGCGGGUAUCCAGCCAACGGCCACAACCAAGGCACCUGUCCGAACCGUGGCCCCCACCCCGGAGGCUACCCGAGCAAUGGUUUCAACCAAGGCGGCUACCCCAACAACAGUUUCAACCAGAACGGCUAUCCGAGCGGUGGCCAGAACCAAGGCGGGUAUCCGAGCUAUCCGGGCGGUGGCCAGAACCAAGGCACGUAUCCGGCCGGUGGCCAGAACCAAGGCGGGCAUCCGAGCUAUCCGAGCGGUGGCCAGAACCAAGGUGGAUUUCCGAGCGGUGGCCAGAACCAAGGCGGAUAUCCGAGCGGUGGCCAGAACCAAGGUGGAUAUCCGAGCGGUGGCAAGAACCAAGGUGGAUAUCCGAGCGGUGGCCAGAACCAAGGCGGGUAUCCGAGCGAUGGCCAGAACCAAGGCGGGUACUAUUAAUCUUAUGAUUCAUGAGUCGAAGGGUGUUGAUGUGAAGAAGUCAUAUGUUCGUGUGAAGUACGCUGGCAAGGAAUUCCGCACACCUGCCAAGAAGACUUCAGGAGACAGUGCCGUCUAUCAACACGACAUCUCCUUGCCUUUGGAUGCUGAAGCCAUGGAGUUGGAGAUUAUGGAAGACAAGCUGGGACCCGAUGCUUUCAUGGCACAGGGCGCAAUCGUGCUGCAGACGACGACCGCCAAUAAGUAUGCUGGCUGGGUGGUGCUUGAGGCAAAACAUAAGAGCGCCAUUAACCCCGCCGUGCGAAUCUCCUACACGAUUGAGUAG
Gregarina niphandrodes is the source of this 1602-nucleotide messenger RNA. RefSeq lists its product as hypothetical. The record is from RefSeq and is a predicted model, not a curated record. NCBI's taxonomy places the organism in Eukaryota, Apicomplexa, Conoidasida, Eugregarinorida, Gregarinidae. The coding region runs from base 1 to 1602 and encodes 533 amino acids. The transcript has 4 exons.